This is a messenger RNA of Staurois parvus, 1827 nucleotides long. The record is from the annotation of a GenBank genome assembly. NCBI's taxonomy places the organism in Eukaryota, Metazoa, Chordata, Amphibia, Anura, Ranidae.
AUGAGGGGAAGCUUCAUGGACCGGGACCGAGGCGGCAUGGGUGGCCCCAGGUUUCCAAAGUUCGGUAACCCGGGUGAACGUCUUCGCAAAAAAAGAUGGGAUUUAAAUGAACUUCCAAAAUUUGAGAAAAACUUCUACCAAGAACACCCAGAAGUAGCACGUAUGACAAUACAUGAUGUAGACGAACUGCGCAGGAAGAAAGAAAUUACUGUCAGAGGUGUAAAUUGUCCAAAACCUAUAUAUGAUUUCCAUCAGGCUAAUUUUCCUCAGUAUGUUAUGGAUGUGCUCCUUGACCAGCGUUUCAAAGAACCCACACCUAUUCAGUGCCAAGGAUUUCCCCUUGCCUUGAGUGGCCGAGACCUGGUGGGCAUUGCCCAGACUGGUUCUGGCAAAACACUUGCGUAUUUGCUGCCCGCUAUGGUACACAUUAACCACCAGCCUUAUCUGGAGCGUGGGGAUGGACCAAUUUGUUUAGUUCUCGCUCCAACCAGAGAGUUGGCUCAGCAAGUGCAGCAAGUAGCUGAUGAUUAUGGAAAGUCAUCCCGUUUAAAAAGCACAUGUAUAUAUGGUGGAGCUCCCAAGGGUCCACAGAUAAGAGAUCUGGAAAGAGGUGUUGAAAUAUGCAUUGCCACUCCAGGUCGGCUUAUUGAUUUUCUGGAGGCUGGGAAGACUAAUUUGAGACGUUGUACCUAUCUUGUACUUGAUGAAGCAGACAGAAUGCUUGAUAUGGGUUUUGAACCACAGAUUCGCAAGAUUGUUGACCAAAUUAGGCCUGAUAGGCAGACUCUGAUGUGGAGUGCAACAUGGCCCAAAGAGGUGCGUCAACUGGCUGAGGAUUUCUUAAGGGACUACGUCCAGAUCAAUGUGGGAAACUUGGAGCUCUCUGCAAAUCAUAAUAUUCUCCAGAUUGUUGAUGUAUGCCAGGAAAGUGAAAAAGAUCACAAGCUUAUCCAACUUAUGGAAGAGAUAAUGGCAGAGAAAGAAAAUAAAACUAUUAUUUUUGUUGAAACCAAACGCCGGUGUGAUGACUUAACACGCAGAAUGAGACGUGAUGGGUGGCCUGCUAUGUGUAUUCAUGGUGAUAAGAGUCAACAGGAGCGUGAUUGGGUCCUGAAUGAAUUUCGCACUGGAAAAGCCCCAAUUUUAAUUGCCACAGAUGUUGCUUCUCGAGGUCUAGAUGUGGAAGAUGUCAAGUUCGUCAUUAACUAUGAUUACCCAAAUAGCUCAGAAGAUUAUGUGCACCGAAUUGGACGUACAGCUCGUAGUACAAAUAAGGGUACAGCUUACACCUUUUUCACCCCUGGGAACUUGAAGCAAGCUCGUGAGUUGGUCAAAGUAUUACAGGAAGCUAACCAAACUAUAAAUCCUAAGCUUAUGCAACUGGUGGAUCAUGGCCGUGGAGGUGGAGGAGUAGGUGGCCGCUCUAGGUACCGCACUAUUCCCACUAAUAACAACCCAAACAUGAUGUACCAAGAAGAAUGCGAGAGAAGAAUGCGUGGCAAAGAAAUGGGCAGACGUGAUAUGCGGAACAACAGAGAUGUUGGACUUUCUAGCAAUGGGACUGGAAGGGACCAAGGUCGGCAGGGAUAUGGCUAUGGAGGGCAGAAUACAAACUUUCAACCUACCCAGUAUGGCUACGGGCAGGGCGCUUUUACAGCAGGGGCACCGGGCAGCUAUGGUGCUACAGCAUACGGUCAAGCACCACAGCCGCUGAUGUCCCAGCAGUUCGCCCCGCCCGGGGCCUCUUUACUGAACUACAUGAAUCAAGCAGCCAGUUAUCAGUACCCACCCCCUCCCCCACCUCCACCUCCUCCCUCUCGAAAGUGA